Messenger RNA from Mytilus trossulus (common blue mussel), 771 nucleotides. Its product is annotated as sialic acid-binding Ig-like lectin 10. Bases 1 to 771 code for a protein of 256 amino acids. The record is from RefSeq and is a predicted model, not a curated record. NCBI's taxonomy places the organism in Eukaryota, Metazoa, Mollusca, Bivalvia, Mytilida, Mytilidae. The transcript is spliced from 4 exons.
AUGCGGACUGAGAUAUUUCCUACAACAUGGAACGGUCCAAAUUCCGAGUAUCCUAUUGCAGAUGGGCAGCAUAUCAGCAGUUUUUUUAUGCAUGGCAAAUUCAAUGUCACUGGAAAUUUUAGUAAUGGUGAAUACAUAUUGGUAAUUGAUAACGUUACAACAGCUGACCAAGGAGACUAUACUUGUGAUAUUGUGGUUGACGGUAAACCAUUACAACAUACAGUAAAACUACAACUAGAACAACCAACUAAGCAAAUUGCAAUUGAUGGAAGCGACAACGUUGACCAAGUACAUGGAACGGAGGGACAACUCAUAACAUUGACAUGUACUGUUAAAAAUGGCCACCCAGGGGAAACAUUGUCAUGGUCAAGCAAUGGAACAGUUGUAAAAGUCGGAGGACUGAGGAUCCUGAUACUAGAAUGGUUUGCUAAACGGUCAGACCAUUUACAGAAUUAUACCUGUAUGGCAAAUAACACAGCGAUGCAAGAACCACUUGAAAGAACUAUUCAGCUCGUUAUAGCGUAUAAACCAGUUUUGUCAACAAAUGGCAGUGAUGAAAUUAAAAGUUUAGAAGGUCAAUCUCUAUACGUUACGUGUGCUCAAAGUAGUAACCCUCCAUCGAGUAAACCCAAAUGGUGGCUUGUUGAUGCAAUUGGCAUAACACGUUUGUUUUCAAAUAGUCAUAUCCUCUACAUUAAGAUCCACCAUCUGUCCAUAUUGACUACAACAAUUACACCGAGAAUGAAAACAGAAAAGAAUUACUGUGCGUAG